AUGUCACACCUCACGGGCCUGGUGAGCCACCUCGACGCGGCCGAAGCUACCUCCACACGGCAAGCACAAGAUAUUGCAGAGCUCAAGCAGGAAAUCCAGGCUCUUAAACAAAAGCAGGCCAAAACCGACCAGCGCUUCACGGCAAUGGAGGAUGCCAGGAGCCGCAAUAAUUUAAAGAUAUGCAGAAUCCCGGAGGAUAUUCCAGCAGAAGAAAUCCCACACCUCUUGAG
Molecule: messenger RNA, 230 nt
Organism: Pelobates cultripes (western spadefoot toad)
Lineage: Eukaryota; Metazoa; Chordata; Amphibia; Anura; Pelobatidae
Source: the annotation of a GenBank genome assembly